Cyphellophora europaea CBS 101466 is the source of this 1830-nucleotide messenger RNA. RefSeq lists its product as uncharacterized. The record is from RefSeq and is a predicted model, not a curated record. Lineage: Eukaryota; Fungi; Ascomycota; Eurotiomycetes; Chaetothyriales; Cyphellophoraceae. The coding region runs from base 1 to 1830 and encodes 609 amino acids. The transcript has a single exon.
AUGAAUAUGCUCAUAUCGUUCGCUUUGCUGCUCUCUGCUCAUGUGCAGGCCCAAAGAUAUGGUCUGCCUCGAAGGUUAGAAGCCAGAGGUACUUUCUCGGGCAAUGAGACGGCUCCGUAUACAAACUCAUCCAUAACGACGUCAUGGACCUCAACUCUUGAUCACGCUCCAUCAUUGUCGCCGCCAUCGACAAGUACCGAACAGAAAUCUACUGAUUCUUUGAAACCGCCAUUACCUGAUCAGACGUCGACCCUCACAGGCUCCGAGAAGCCGGAGCCAACCGGUGGACCGCCUGGCGGCGAUGCCGAUGGUGCUGUAUGUAGAGGCGGUAUGCUUACUUACUACGGAUCCGUCUAUCCUACAGUAUAUUCUACUGUGACAGAAAUCUACAAUGUUACACUCAGUGCGGUCAAUGCAACAAUGACCGACAGCGAGACACUCAUGACCCCCUCGCAAGCGGCAUGUGGCUAUACCGUUGUUCCUAUCAAUGGGCCGGAGCAGGCGAUAGCCACCAUCGAAGGUACUGUAGAUCCUGCUUUACCCCAACCCAAGCAAACGGUCCUCUCGACAGGGCUAAGCCCCGAUAACAUGACACUGGUCGACGGAACUCCCUUCACUGAAACAAUGUCCAUCGGAAGUCCGUCACGUAGCGGCGCCCCUAGGCCACCAAAGUUCCCAGCUGCGCCCGUGCCAGAAACUGGUGAGAGACCAAGUCCAGUUGUAGGGGGCCGACCUCCCGCUGCUUCGAUGAAGGGAUCUACGAUAUAUGCAACGGCACCUUACACGAGUACUGUGAUCGUCACGAAAAAGACACCAGUACCUGUUCUUCCAACGGCGCAAUCGCCACCACCAGUCUUCCAAAACCCACCACCUACCCAAGAUCGAAAACCUCCUGUGCAAGAGACAGGUGGCCGCCCUGGCGCUGGAGGAGACUCUGUUGGGGGCCCUUCCGGCGGUGCACCAGGUGGUCCGAAGGACGAUUCUGGAGUUGUCUCCUUGAUUCAGAUAUCGAAUGGCAUCGGUAUCAGCGCUGGUCCGAAUGGGAUAGACUCCAUUCCCGCGACAGCUACGGGAGGCGUUGCCCCACAAACGACAAUCGAUGAUGUUCCCAUUGCGGUGCAGCGCUCUUCGGUCUUCUUCGGCAGUUCCGCUGUGGCUAUUCCCACUGGUCGUGACGAAGCCGUGAUUACUCAGGGUGACGCCACCUUCACACUUCGGUCGAACGCGAUCGCUGGCCAAUCGACCACUGUUGCCUUCGGACCGUUAAGUCCUCAGGGUGUCGUCAGCGUGCCACCUACUCGGGUCACUGCUGCCCCAGGUGUAGUCGUCGAGGUGGCCGGCUCUACCGCUGUGGUGGCUGGCACGACAUUCAGACUUGACGAGCGCUUUUCAACUGUCAUCACAGUCAGCGGUCAACGCGUAUCGAUAGGACCUUCUGGCAUCGGUCUACCGAGCACAACGAUCCUCGCCGGCCUGGUGACCCAAGCUCCGGCAAUGGUCGAGACUGUGGGCGAUGUUACCUUCACUCUCGACGGUAGCCGCGUGAUCAUCAGUGGCUCCACUUACGGCAUUGCCACCGACUCUCCCACCGUCACAACCGAAUUCGACGGCGAGGAAGUCAGCAUUGGUCCUGGUGGUAUCGGCUUCGAUUCCACCACGUUCAAACCAACACAGGCCGAGACUUCAACGCGCGAGGAUAUGGCGCAGGCCACUGGAUCUGCUGGUGGUGGUGAUGGUGAUGAUGGUAGUGAUAGCAACGGAGCAAGCCUGCCAGGGAAGUCGCUUUGGGGUGCCUUGGCGUCGCUGCUCGCUCUUUUGGUGGUUUUAUGA